AUGUCUUGCGAUGACUCGUCCGGAUUGAGACGAAUGAGCUCUUCGGACAAGAAGACAAUGUCUGACAGCGCGACACCCGAAGACACGAUCAGAAAAUCUCAUCAAAUGAAUGGUCAGUCGAUGGAAAUGAAGAGACAGAUCUCGAUUGCGGACAACUCUCUGUUCUCCGCCAAAGCCAUCCGUUGUGUCGUCUUGUGGUAUAUCUUCAGUUUCACGACACUCUUCCUCAACAAAUACAUCGUCUCCUACGAGAAGGGAGACACCACUAUGUUAGGUGACACAUCCCUGUCCUCCCUGUCCAUCACAUGCAUCACUAAUUUGGUCUUAUUUUUGUCCCAAUCACAAUCCAAGCCAUCCAAUGGACACCAAUUUGAGAUCAAACUUAAGAACUUCACUAAAAAUUUAUUAGUUGUCGGAAGUCUUAGAUUCUCGACGAUAGUGUUGGGACUGAUAGCCCUCUGGUUUGUUGAGGUGUCGUUCGCCGAGACUGUCAAGAGUUCUGCGCCCGUCUUCACAGUACUCAUCGCACGGGUAGUUUUGGGUGAAAAGACAUCGCUUUUAGUCAAUCUUUCAUUGAUUCCUGUGAUGAGUGGACUCGUCCUCUGCUCUGCCUUUGAGAUGAGAUUCACAUUAAUUGGUUUAUUUGCAUCUUUGGCGACCAAUUUGUCCGAAUGCUUUCAAAAUGUAUUUUCCAAGAGAUUGUUGAAUGUGGAACAGUACGAGCCCUCACACCUCCAGUUUUAUACCAGCUUUUCAUCGAUGAUCGUUCAGAUUCCUUGUGUCUUAAUUCUCGUGGAUGUGUCACACUUUGUGCACUCCAUUCACACCGAAAAGAACUUACUUCUCACUUACAUAUUGGCCGGCAUUUCAUUUCACUGUCAAAGUUAUACCGAAUAUAUUCUUCUCAAUUUGAUAUCUCCCGUAACGCACAGUGUGGCCAACACUGCGAAGCGAGCGUUUCUCAUCUGGUUGUCUGUUAUUAUAUUUGGAAAUCCAGUCACAACCCAGAGUUGGAUUGGAACAGCUAUUGUGAUAUCCGGGGUCUUCAUCUACAACAAGACCCGACAAUUAUCGUCCACUAAAAGUACUUCUGAACCACAUUAUAGCUCUUUAUUGCAGACUGAGACUCACAACGUCUGACUUUUGCACUAA
Oppiella nova is the source of this 1152-nucleotide messenger RNA. Lineage: Eukaryota; Metazoa; Arthropoda; Arachnida; Sarcoptiformes; Oppiidae. The record is from the annotation of a GenBank genome assembly.